AUGCUCGCCUCCGUCGCGCCCGCGCGCGCGUCGCGCGUCGCGAUCGUCGCGCGCGUCGACGCGCGCCGCCGAAGAUGCGCCGCACCGCGCGGACGAAUCGUCGCGGCGAAGCGCGACGACGACGCCGACGGCGCGUCGAGCGCGCCGAAGGGGUUCCCGCUGAAGGGAUCGUCCUCGCCCGGCGGCUCGCGCGGACCCGGGGCGGCGCCGCUGCGCAUGGAGACGACGGAGCAGAGAAAGUUUGGGUACGGCGGCGACGGGCAACCGCCGCGCGACGACGACGACGACGAGGAGGCGUGGGACGACGGAUGGAAUCCCGGCGACGAGGGACAACCGAGCGCGUGGGGGUUGGUAAUUCUGUUGGUCAUCGGAUCGUGGGCGCUGUGGGAGUAUAAACGACCGGGAGGGUCGCUGAACCCGGAGACGAAGCGAAGGAAGCAGCGCGCGAGGUACGAGCGCGCGUUCAAGGCCAAGUACGGGUACCUGCCGGGCGAACGACCGCCGUCGACGGGCGCGACGGGGUCGAUCUCGGGAUUGGAUUGA
Molecule: messenger RNA, 543 nt
Organism: Ostreococcus lucimarinus CCE9901
Lineage: Eukaryota; Viridiplantae; Chlorophyta; Mamiellophyceae; Mamiellales; Bathycoccaceae
Exons: 1
Coding region: 1-543 (180 amino acids)
Source: RefSeq, a predicted model, not a curated record